ACAAUGAGAUCCUAAGAUGGCGGUGGCUGCGGCGGUUGGCGCUGCGUAGCUGAGGUCGAAAAGGCGGCCACUGGGGCCGAGGCAGCCAGGAAACGUGUGGGCCUCUCUGCUGCGGUCUCCGAGGGCCGACCGCUGCCGGCGGCGGGUCGUGGGGGCUGACUGUCGCUCUGCCUUUGACAGGAGAGGCUGCUUCUUGUAGAGGAAACAGCUUUGAAGUGUGGAGCGGGAAAGGAGCAGUUUCUGAGCUGCAAAAACUAGUUUCUAAACAGCUAGCACCCUUUCAACCUGUACAAUUCCACAGCUAGUGGAAAUCCAAAGUCUUCUGCAAGAUUAUGCAGAAAUCUUACUUUCUGAUGAUCAUCUCUGCCUUUGAACCUCUACUUCCACCAUUGCUGCUGCUUUUUCUCAUCUCUUUGACCCAGAGCAGUUCUCCCGUCUUUGACUCUUUGGCAUACAACUAAUGCCUGUGUUUUCAGGGUAUCAUCUUCAUCCCAAGUCCAUUGUCAGAACAGAGAUACUUUCUUUCCUGGGAGAAGUUCUGGGUCUAGCUGUUUAUGACACUUUUCCUACUUUAUUGUUCUACCCUUUGGAACUGUGUUGAAUUAAAGAGUUAAUUGUUAAAUCCAGUAUGGCCACAGGAGGAGGUCCCUUUGAAGAUGGCAUGAAUGAUCAGGAUUUACCAAACUGGAGUAAUGAGAAUGUUGAUGACAGGCUCAACAAUAUGGAUUGGGGUGCCCAACAGAAGAAAGCAAAUAGAUCAUCAGAAAAGAAUAAGAAAAAGUUUGGUGUAGAAAGUGAUAAAAGAGUAACCAAUGAUAUUUCUCCGGAGUCGUCACCAGGAGUUGGAAGGCGAAGAACAAAGACUCCACAUACGUUCCCACACAGUAGAUACAUGAGUCAGAUGUCUGUCCCAGAGCAGGCAGAAUUAGAGAAACUGAAACAGCGGAUAAACUUCAGUGAUUUAGAUCAGAGAAGCAUUGGAAGUGAUUCCCAAGGUAGAGCAACAGCUGCUAACAACAAACGUCAGCUUAGUGAAAACCGAAAGCCCUUCAACUUUUUGCCUAUGCAGAUUAAUACUAACAAGAGCAAAGAUGCAUCUACAAACCCCCCAAACAGAGAAACGAUUGGAUCAGCACAGUGUAAAGAGUUGUUUGCUUCUGCUUUAAGUAAUGACCUCUUGCAAAACUGUCAGGUGUCUGAAGAAGAUGGGAGGGGAGAACCUGCAAUGGAGAGCAGCCAGAUUGUAAGCAGGCUUGUUCAAAUUCGCGAUUAUAUUACUAAAGCUAGUUCCAUGCGGGAAGAUCUUGUAGAGAAAAAUGAGAGAUCUGCUAAUGUUGAGCGCCUUACUCAUCUAAUAGAUCACCUUAAAGAACAAGAGAAGUCAUAUAUGAAAUUUCUUAAAAAAAUCCUUGCUAGAGAAAAUGAGGAGGAGGAUGUUCGGACUAUAGAUUCAGCUGUGGGAUCUGGUUCUGUAGCUGAGAGCACAUCGCUAAACAUAGAUGUGCAGUCUGAGGCUUCAGAUACCACGGCCAGAGAUCCUCAGCAGGAGCCUAUGGAAGAGAUAGAAAAUUUGAAGAAACAACAUGAUUUAUUAAAAAGAAUGUUACAACAGCAGGAGCAACUAAGAGCUCUACAGGGACGGCAGGCUGCACUUCUAGCUCUGCAACAUAAAGCAGAGCAAGCUAUUGCAGUGAUGGAUGAUUCUGUUGUUGCAGAAACUGCAGGUAGCUUAUCUGGCGUCAGUAUCACAUCUGAACUAAAUGAAGAAUUGAAUGACUUAAUUCAGCGUUUUCAUAAUCAGCUUCGUGAUUCUCAGCCUCCAGCUGUUCCAGACAAUAGAAGACAGGCAGAAAGUCUUUCAUUAACUAGGGAGGUUUCCCAGAGCAGGAAACCAUCAGCUUCAGAACGUUUACCUGAUGAGAAAGUCGAACUUUUUAGCAAAAUGAGAGUGCUACAGGAAAAGAAACAAAAAAUGGACAAAUUGCUUGGAGAACUUCAUACACUUCGAGAUCAGCAUCUUAACAAUUCAUCAUCCUCUCCACAAAGGAGUGUCGAUCAGAGAAGUACUUCAGCUCCCUCUGCUUCUGUAGGCUUGGCACCGGUUGUCAAUGGAGAAUCCAAUAGCCUCACAUCAUCUGUUCCUUAUCCUACUGCUUCUCUAGUAUCUCAGAAUGAGAGUGAAAACGAAGGCCACCUCAAUCCAUCUGAAAAACUCCAGAAGUUAAAUGAAGUUCGAAAGAGAUUGAAUGAGCUAAGAGAAUUAGUUCAUUAUUAUGAACAAACGUCAGACAUGAUGACAGAUGCUGUGAAUGAAAACAGGAAAGAUGAAGAAACUGAAGAGUCAGAAUAUGAUUCUGAGCAUGAAAAUUCCGAGCCUGUUACUAACAUUCGAAAUCCACAAGUAGCUUCCACUUGGAAUGAAGUAAAUAGUCAUAGUAAUGCACAGUGUGUUUCUAAUAAUAGAGAUGGGCGAACAGUUAAUUCUAAUUGUGAAAUUAACAACAGAUCUGCUGCCAACAUAAGGGCUCUAAACAUGCCUCCUUCUUUAGAUUGUCGAUAUAAUAGAGAAGGGGAACAGGAGAUUCAUGUUGCACAAGGUGAAGAUGAUGAGGAGGAGGAGGAAGAAGCAGAAGAGGAGGGAGUCAGUGGAGCUUCAUUAUCUAGUCACAGGAGCAGUCUGGUUGAUGAGCAUCCAGAAGAUGCUGAAUUUGAACAGAAGAUCAACCGACUUAUGGCUGCAAAACAGAAACUUAGACAGUUACAAGAUCUUGUUGCUAUGGUACAGGAUGAUGAUGCAGCUCAAGGAGUUAUCUCUGCCAGUGCAUCAAAUUUGGAUGAUUUCUACCCAGCAGAAGAAGACACCAAGCAAAAUUCAAAUAACACUAGAGGAAAUGCCAAUAAAACACAGAAAGAUACUGGAGUAAAUGAAAAGGCAAGAGAGAAAUUUUAUGAGGCUAAACUACAGCAGCAACAGAGAGAGCUAAAACAAUUGCAGGAAGAAAGAAAGAAACUGAUUGACAUUCAGGAGAAAAUUCAAGCAUUGCAAACGGCAUGCCCUGACUUACAGCUGUCAGCUGCUAGUGUGGGUAACUGUCCCACCAAAAAAUAUAUGCCAGCUGUUACUUCAACCCCAACUGUUAAUCAACACGAGACCAGUACAAGCAAAUCUGUUUUUGAGCCUGAAGAUUCUUCAAUAGUAGAUAAUGAGUUGUGGUCAGAAAUGAGAAGACAUGAAAUGUUGAGGGAGGAGCUGCGACAGAGAAGAAAGCAGCUUGAAGCUCUGAUGGCUGAACAUCAGAGGAGGCAAGGUCUAGCUGAAACUGCAUCUCCAGUGGCUGUGUCAUUGAGAAGUGAUGGAUCUGAGAACCUAUGUACUCCUCAGCAAAGUAGAACAGAAAAAACGAUGGCAACUUGGGGAGGGUCUACCCAGUGUGCACUAGAUGAAGAAGGAGAUGAAGACGGUUACCUUUCUGAAGGAAUUGUUCGGACAGAUGAAGAGGAGGAAGAAGAGCAAGAUGCCAGUUCCAAUGAUAACUUUUCUGUGUGUCCUUCUAACAGUGUGAAUCAUAACUCCUACAAUGGAAAGGAAACUAAAAAUAGGUGGAAGAACAAUUGCCCUUUUUCGGCAGAUGAAAAUUAUCGUCCUUUAGCCAAGACAAGGCAACAGAAUAUCAGCAUGCAACGGCAAGAAAACCUUCGUUGGGUGUCAGAGCUCUCUUACGUAGAAGAGAAAGAACAAUGGCAAGAACAAAUCAAUCAGCUAAAGAAACAGCUUGAUUUUAGUGUCAGUAUUUGUCAGACUUUGAUGCAAGACCAGCAGACUCUAUCUUGUCUGCUACAAACUCUUCUCACGGGUCCUUACAGUGUUAUGCCCAGCAAUGUUGCAUCUCCUCAAGUACACUUCAUAAUGCACCAGUUGAACCAGUGCUAUACUCAGCUAACAUGGCAACAGAAUAAUGUUCAGAGGUUGAAACAAAUGCUAAAUGAACUUAUGCGCCAGCAAAAUCAGCAUCCAGAAAAACCUGGAGGCAAGGAAAGAGGCAGUAGUGCAUCGCACCCUCCUUCUCCCAGUUUAUUUUGUCCUUUCAGCUUUCCAACACAGCCUGUAAAUCUCUUCAAUAUACCUGGAUUUACUAACUUUUCAUCAUUUGCACCAGGUAUGAAUUUCAGCCCUUUAUUUCCUUCUAAUUUUGGAGAUUUUUCUCAGAAUAUCUCUACACCCAGUGAACAGCAGCAACCCUUAGCCCAGAAUUCUUCAGGAAAAACAGAAUAUAUGGCUUUUCCAAAACCUUUUGAAAGCAGUUCCUCUAUUGGAGCAGAGAAACCAAGGAAUAAAAAACUGCCUGAAGAGGAGGUGGAAAGCAGUAGGACACCAUGGUUAUAUGAACAAGAAGGUGAAGUAGAGAAACCAUUUAUCAAGACUGGAUUUUCAGUGUCUGUAGAAAAAUCUACAAGUAGUAACCGCAAAAAUCAAUUAGAUACAAACGGAAGAAGACGCCAGUUUGAUGAAGAAUCACUGGAAAGCUUUAGCAGUAUGCCUGAUCCAGUAGAUCCAACAACAGUGACUAAAACAUUCAAGACAAGAAAAGCGUCUGCACAGGCCAGCCUGGCAUCUAAAGAUAAAACUCCCAAGUCAAAAAGUAAGAAGAGGAAUUCUACUCAGCUGAAAAGCAGAGUUAAAAACAUCAGGUAUGAAAGUGCCAGUAUGUCUAGCACAUGUGAACCUUGCAAAAGUAGGAACAGACAUUCAGCCCAGACUGAAGAGCCUGUUCAAGCAAAAGUAUUCAGCAGAAAGAAUCAUGAGCAACUGGAAAAAAUAAUAAAAUGUAAUAGGUCUACAGAAAUAUCUUCAGAAACUGGGAGUGAUUUUUCCAUGUUUGAAGCUUUGCGAGAUACUAUUUAUUCUGAAGUAGCUACAUUAAUUUCUCAAAAUGAAUCUCGUCCACAUUUUCUUAUUGAACUCUUCCAUGAGCUGCAGCUACUAAACACAGACUACUUGAGACAGAGGGCUUUAUAUGCAUUGCAGGACAUAGUAUCCAGACAUAUUUCUGAGAGCCAUGAAAAAGGAGAAAAUGUAAAGUCAGUAAACUCUGGUACUUGGAUAGCAUCAAACUCAGAACUUACUCCUAGUGAGAGCCUUGCUACUACUGAUGAUGAAACUUUUGAGAAGAACUUUGAAAGAGAAACCCAUAAAAUAAGUGAGCAAAAUGAUGCUGAUAAUGCUAGUGUCCUGUCUGUAUCAUCAAAUUUUGAGCCUUUUGCAACAGAUGAUCUAGGUAACACCGUGAUUCACUUAGAUCAAGCAUUAGCCAGAAUGAGAGAAUAUGAGCGUAUGAAGACUGAGGCUGAAAGUAACUCAAAUAUGAGAUGCACCUGCAGGAUUAUUGAGGAUGGAGAUGGUGCUGGUGCAGGUACUACAGUUAAUAAUUUAGAAGAAACUCCCGUUAUUGAAAAUCGUAGUUCACAACAACCUGUAAGUGAAGUUUCUACCAUCCCAUGUCCUAGAAUUGAUACUCAGCAGCUGGACCGGCAAAUUAAAGCAAUUAUGAAAGAAGUCAUUCCUUUUUUGAAGGAGCACAUGGAUGAAGUAUGCUCCUCGCAGCUUCUAACUUCAGUAAGGCGCAUGGUUUUGACCCUUACCCAGCAAAAUGAUGAGAGCAAAGAGUUUGUAAAGUUCUUUCAUAAACAACUUGGAAGUAUAUUACAGGAUUCACUGGCAAAAUUUGCUGGCAGAAAACUGAAAGACUGUGGAGAAGAUCUUCUUGUAGAGAUAUCUGAAGUGUUGUUCAAUGAAUUGGCUUUCUUUAAGCUUAUGCAAGAUUUGGAUAAUAAUAGUAUAACUGUUAAACAGAGAUGCAAAAGGAAAAUAGAAGCAACUGGAGUGAUACAAUCUUGUGCCAAAGAGGCUAAAAGGAUUCUUGAAGAUCAUGGCUCACCUGCUGGAGAGAUUGAUGAUGAAGACAAAGACAAGGAUGAAACUGAAACAGUUAAGCAGACUCAAACAUCUGAGGUGUAUGAUGGUCCCAAAAAUGUAAGAUCUGAUAUUUCUGAUCAAGAGGAAGAUGAAGAAAGUGAAGGAUGUCCAGUGUCUAUUAAUUUGUCUAAAGCUGAAACUCAGGCUUUAACUAAUUAUGGAAGUGGAGAAGAUGAAAAUGAGGAUGAAGAAAUGGAAGAAUUUGAAGAAGGCCCUGUGGAUGUCCAGACUUCCCUCCAGGCUAACACUGAAGCUACUGAAGAAAAUGAACAUGAUGAACAGGUCCUACAACGUGACUUUAAAAAGACAGCAGAAAGCAAAAAUGUCCCAUUGGAACGAGAAGCCACUAGUAAAAAUGACCAAAAUAACUGUCCUGUGAAACCCUGUUACCUCAAUAUCUUGGAAGAUGAGCAACCUUUAAAUAGUGCUGCCCAUAAGGAGUCACCUCCUACUGUUGAUUCAACUCAACAGCCUAACCCUUUGCCGUUACGUUUACCUGAAAUGGAACCCUUAGUGCCUAGAGUCAAAGAAGUUAAAUCUGCUCAGGAAACUCCUGAAAGCUCUCUGGCUGGAAGUCCUGAUACUGAAUCUCCAGUGUUAGUGAAUGACUAUGAAGCAGAAUCUGGUAAUAUAAGUCAAAAGUCUGAUGAAGAAGAUUUUGUAAAAGUUGAAGAUUUACCACUGAAACUGACAAUAUAUUCAGAGGCAGAUCUAAGAAAGAAAAUGGUAGAAGAAGAACAGAAAAACCAUUUAUCUGGUGAAAUAUGUGAAAUGCAGACCGAAGAAUUAGCUGGAAAUUCUGAGACACUAAAAGAACCUGAAACGGUGGGAGCCCAGAGUAUAUGAGAUGUCUUCAGAGGCUCAUCUAACUCUGUCCUUACAUACUCAAUGCAUAUAUGAAAACAAUACUAAAUAAACAUCUGAUCUGUAUAAAAAUGUAAAUUAGUUUGACACUGCUUUUUUGAUAGGUGUGGUCAUUUCUCCCCAUGGUAGUUUAAAACAUCAGAAACUGAAUUCUGGACAGAUUUAAGCCUUGACACACUGUGUUUUUUUUUUUUUCCCCCUUCUUUUUUGGGUCUUCAUUUUUUUCCCCAUUGUGAUGUUUGGUAACGAAUUUAAAAUGUAGUUUUAAAUAAAGUUUGGACUUAUCUAUAAAGUAUCUUUUUUGGAAAUUAUAUUGAAUUCUAUACAGCAAGUCAAUGUUUUAUAUAACUUUAGGCUGCUCAGAGAAGAGCAAUGGUUAAGAGUUAGUUAGAGAAAUAUAUUAUUUGUUAUAAAGCCCAUCCAUUAGGCCAGUCUUCCAACUAAUGCCAGUGUUGCUGCUGUUGGGUCUGAUGUUCUUCUUUUAGAUACCUGCAGGUCCUAUUCCUGUGCAAGAAUAGGGCAGAUUAUCAAGAUAUCCAGGAUACCUAUGAAGUUAUUAUAGAAUAUUUAUUAAUCCAUUGAAAUUGGAUAAUAAGUUUAGAACAUAGGUUCUCAGUAUCUAGAACUUACAUCAUUAUCAUCUGUUUGUUAGGAUUUGAAAUUCUGGAAAAUAUUUAUCUACAUCGCCUCAGACUAAAAGUAAAAAAAAUAAGCUUUAUAUAAUUAGGGAGAUUUCUGCACAGAGAAGUAACAUUGUGGUUAAUUUUAAAUGAAAAACUUAACUUUUUCAAGUGGGGAUAAAUAAUACAACUAAAUUUCUGUAAUAGUAAGAUUCUGUAUGCCUUCAGAUAAACUUGCCUAUUGAGAUGGUAAUUUAAAGCCAAAGCAUAGCAGUUUCUUUUGUGUGUAGUGAGGUUGAAGCAGAUUUGCAGGUGAAGUAUUGAAAGUUUAUGUGACUUUAAGUCAGCUUUUGAAAAGUGAUUGAUUUGCUUUUUAUCCCAAACUGUCCAUAUACCCAGUAAGGCUUCAAAAAACCAGUCAACAAUGAGUAAGUCAAUCUUAUAGAUUCUUCUUCCUCGAAUAAAAUACAAAGAAUUAGUUCCAAUAAGUAUUUUAACUUUGUUAACAACUGAAAUACCCCAUAAAAAAAGAACUUGUUGAGAGUAUUUCUUUAAAAUGGUUACUUGCUGCCCAGGCACCAUGGCUCACUCCUGUAAUCCCAGCACCUUGGGAGGCCGAGGCGGGCAGAUCACGAGGUCAAGAGAUUGAGACCAUCCUGCCCAACAUGGGGGAAACCCCGUCUCUACUAAAAAUAAAAAAAUUAGCUGGGAGAGGUGGCACGUGCCUGUAGUCCUAGCUACUUGGGAGGCUAAGGCAGGAGAAUAGCCUGAACCCGGGAGGUGGAGGUUGCAGGUUGCAGUGAGCCGAGAUCAUGCCACUGCACUCCAGCCUGGCAACAGAGCGAGACUCUGUCUCAAAAAAAAAAAAAAAAAAAAAAAAAAGUUAACUUGCUGUAUACCUCAGUGUAAUGUCCAUUCAAGGAGUAUUAAAUGAGGAUUUCCCUGCGAGGACAUUUACUGUAUUGCUACUUAAAUUAUGGAAGACAAUAUAUCUUCAACUUUAAUAAAACCUAUUCAGAAAAUUACCAAUUCAGAAUUCGGAGUUCUUAUCCAGGUGCUCUAACUAACUUCAGGGAAAUUGGAACAAUAAGUUAUGUUACAUGCACACUCAAAUUCUUUAUUUUCUCCACUUUAAGCAGGAAAGGGUAAAAACUGUUUUGGUACUCAAGCCCAGCCUUACAUACUGUGUUUCUCUCUCUGUCUGCAUGCAUAUUAAAGUGGAAAAAUUGUAUUUAUAUCUUAGUUAUUACCAUAGUACCUAUGAACCUUAUCAAAAUUGCUUAUUUGACUGGUGUUACAGCUGCUAUUAAUCUAAGUCUAUUGUUUUUCUAUUUUAGUAGAUAAUUUAGUUUUAAAAUACGUAGGGUUUGAGAGCAGAUAUAUUUAUUUAAUCUGUUUUCUCUAGUAACUAUUGCUGAAGGGUUAGGCAUUCAGUAUUCCUAUUUGUCCUAAUUUUGAAGUUAAAAAUUUUGGUUACAGAUAGAUAGAGGGAGAAAAGUUCAAAAUGAGUGAGAGAGAACUUUAUGCAGGUUGAGAUAAUGCCUAAAAUAAUGAGCUGGCCAGACUGUGGAGGUACUCUUUGUAUUUUGUAACAUUGACUUUGGGUAAAUGCUUUUUCACUGUUAAUAAAUAUAUAUCCUGUAUACAA
This is a messenger RNA of Homo sapiens (human), 9106 nucleotides long. It is a transcript of the gene PCM1, whose product is annotated as pericentriolar material 1. The record is from RefSeq and is marked reviewed. Gene Ontology annotation, cellular component: ciliary basal body; cytoplasm; apical part of cell. Gene Ontology annotation, biological process: negative regulation of neurogenesis; microtubule anchoring; protein localization to centrosome. The coding region runs from base 629 to 6820 and encodes 2063 amino acids. Lineage: Eukaryota; Metazoa; Chordata; Mammalia; Primates; Hominidae. The transcript has 42 exons.